AUUUCCUCUCUCUUCAACUUCGGCGACAAUGGCGUUGAACGCCAGCGUCUCUGACAAACAAUCUGAUGGCCACCACUUCGGAGAACUUAUCAAGAACGCAGGCAUCUAUGGCGUCUCACCUUGGAGAAGAUAUCAAGAAAAGCUUCCUUGAAGUUUUGGGAUCUGCGAAUCAACCGGAAAUGUUUCCAUCCAAGCAGAUCGAAAAAUUCAAAGGAUUUCCAGCGAUUUCCUUCACCCCAAAUGAGGUAAAAUCACUCUCUGCCCCUUAUGAAUACGCCUUGGUUGGUCGUUUCAACAAAUCUAGACCCCCUCUCCAUAUCAUCCGCUCCUGCUUGGAAAGAAUUGGUUUCAAAGUGAAUAUUAAAAUUGGUCUGCUUUCUCAAUCAAUUUUGUUUUUGAAUUUCAAAUGCCCAGUUGAUUAUCAACGUUGUUUCUCUAAAGGGGUUUGGAAAAUCAAUGGGUCAUCGAUGAUUGUGUCCAAAUGGAGCCCUGUUUUUCAUGUGGACAUUGAGAGUCCCAUCUUUCUGAUAUGGACUUCUUUACCUCAUCUUCCUGUCCAUCUUCAAGAGGCUAGGGCUCUUUACAGUAUUGCAAAAUGCCUGGGUAACCCGAUUAUGAUGGACUCCUCUACUUCUGCAAAAAUCAGACCGUCUGUGGCUCGUUUUUGUGUUGAAAUGGAUAUUACACAAGAACAACCAAAGAAGAUAUGGAUUGAUAAUGGAGGCCAUGGUUUCUUCCAACCAGUGAGCUACGAGGACAUCCCAAAGUAUUGUAGGGAUUGCCAAAAAUCAGGGCACAUUGCCGGAAAAUGCAACACUGCAGAUGAUGUUUUUCCUAAGAAAGAUGUUGCAACCUCAACCAAAGCCAAUAACAAGGAUCCGAAAUCAAGCAGGGACAUAGGACGUCCCAUUGUGAAGGACACAAAUACUACUGUCCAAAAUUCUAAAGCUGAUGAAGAUGUACUGGUGACACCCCUUGAACAACAGGAAAUAGCCAAAGAGGAUAUGGCAGGGUGUGGGUCAGCGGUAGGAGGCACCACACCAACAACUAGAGGCCAUGACACAUCUGUCCAAAGCUCCAAGAACCGAUUUGCCACCAUUGAAAAGACUCCAAGUCAUGAGGGAUCAAGUUCAAUACAGCCUACUGCCCAGUUAGAGGUGGAAGAGACUAAAGUUAGGACUCAACAUGAAAUCGUUGAGAUCAAAGAUGCAGUUACUAUGGUAGCUGAUGCAAUUGAAAUCCAGAAUGGGUGUUCUACUCCCAAUAAGGCAGCUAAAAUAUCACUUGACCCUGUGACUGCGAUUGAGGCGAAAACAGCAACCAGACAUACCUACAAGGAAACUAUCAUCAAGGUUGAUGGUCAAUUAUUCAUCAUCGAGGUCAAGGAACAGGAUGACUUUGAAUCAAUGGCAAAACCUUUGGAGGUUACUAAAGAUGCAACUUCAGCAGGUUCUAAAGAUGAAGAACCCCAAGAGUUUGUUGCAAAUGACACAUUUGACGUAAGCCAGGAUAAUGAGGAGACAGGGAACCAAACAGAACAAGAAUUUGAUUUUGAAGAAUAUCAACGGAGGUGGACCAUCAAUGGAUGCAUCAUCACUUUUUGUAAAUGGACGCCGGAGCAUGAGCCAACAGUGGACUCACCCUACUUCCCAAUCUGGGUCGAAUUGGGGAAUUUCCCCAUUCACCUCAAUGAUCACAAAGCUAUCUUCUCAGUAGCCUCUGCCCUUGGGAAGCCAAUCAAAUUGGAUGCAAACUCUGUCAUUGGGGUUAAACCUGAUCGGAUUAGGGUUUGUGUGGAAAGGGACUUAUCCAUCCCCUUCCCUCCUCAUAUCCAUCUCAGAUUGGGAGCUAAAGAUCGUUGGCUACCAUGUAAAUUUGAAAAUCCCCCCCUCUACUGCAAUGUAUGUCGCAGAUUUGGCCAUAAUACUCAAGCUUGCCAGAAACAGUUACCGGAAAACCUCCCUGCAAAUGCUCCGUUCAAGGAGGUGGGCCAGCUUGGAGCGGAUGCACCCAUGAAUAUUCACAAUGAUUGGAAAAUGGUCUCUAACAAACGACACAGCAAGUCUGGGAAAGCAAACUUGGUGGGCCCUUACACCAAUCAUACUGCCAUGAAUGGGCCUUUCAGAUACAAACCACUACUCCAACAGGGUCUGGACAAAGGAAACCUGCGUAGGAGACCAGAGGAAAUCCCCACAUUUUCAAAUUCUCAGGUCCAAGUUGGUGAACCCUCAAUCAACCAUACAGCCAAACAGGUUAAUUGGGAGGACCUGAUGCCUACGGUGGAAGAUGUUACUGAAGAUGAUACCUCUCUUACCCCUCGCACCAAUAAUAAGCCCCAUUUCAGCAAGCCUUACCACCAUCCCGUUCAUGCAGACCCUCUUCAUGACCUCUCAUUCCUCCAAGUCCACAAACCUCAAACUUGCAUGGACAUUAUUCCUUUUAACCCAUUCCAGGAGGACUCUUACUCACGGGGAGUCUUCCCACCUCCAAACAGUGAACUUCCUAGAUCGGGUAGCAAAGAUGACUGUUGGAUCAAUGCUCAACUUCAAACUACCUGGGAAACCAAGUCUGACAAUGACUCCAUUUUGGAGGAACCUGUCCCAUUUGUUUGCCACUCUGAUGGAGGAGAAGGUCUCCUUCACAAGCUCCAAACCGUGAAACACACACUGAAGAAAUGGAACAAAGAGACCUUCGGGAACAUCCAUUCUAAACUUAAGGAAGCUGAAGCAAAAGCUAUCCAAAGCCAAAAAGCUUUUGAGGAUGUUCCAAAUGAUGUAAAUAGAAUUGCUGCUCAAAGGGACAAUGUUGCACUUAUUCUUGCAACCAACAUGGAAGUUGAAUAUUGGAAGCAAAAGGCUCAUAUUAGAUGGCUGGAUAAGGGAGACUCUAACACCAAGCUCUUCCAAGCUUUUGCUAAAGGGAAAAGGAAGAAGCUUCAAAUUUCUCACAUAAUUGAUGGAAAUGGUAAGGGGCUCCAUAACAUGGAUGAGAUCAAGCAAGAAGCCAUCAGACAUUUCCAAAACCAAUUCCAAGCUCCAGAAACCCCCAACCCAAAUCUGGAAAAUAUUCUCCCCUACAUCUUCUCCCUCAUCUCCACUGAAGACAACCUCAUGCUCACUGCCCUUCCAAGCUUGGCUGAAGUAAAGGAAACAGUUUGGGAUUUGGAUCCUAAUAGUGCCAGUAGCCUGGAUGGGUUUAAUGGAACCUUCUUUCGCACUUGCUGGGAUUUAAUCCAACAUGAUGUCCUCACUACCUCUCAGGAAUUCUUUCUUGGCCUCCCAAUCCCCAAAGGGUACGGCAGUACCAUAAUCACUUUGAUUCCUAAAAAAGAAGAUCCUAAACGGCUGGAUGAUUAUAGGCCCAUCUCCCUCUCAACUUUAAUCAGAAAAAUUAAUACUAAACUUCUUGCCAACAGGCUUAAGAAGUUGCUCCCUAAAAUCAACUCACCAGAACAAGGGGCUUUCCAGAAAGGUAAAUCUAUUGACGACCAUAUUCUCCUAGCUCAAAAGGCCAUUCAUGGACUUGAUAGAAAGGUUUUUGGGGGUAAUCUUAUUAUAAAAAUCGAUAUGGCAAAAGCAUUUGACAGUAUGAAUUGGAACUUUCUUGAGGGCAUUCUUAGAGCUUUUGGUUUCUCCCAGGCUGCCAUCAACCUCCUAAUGGCAAACCUACGCAGCACUUUCAUUAGUAUCCUCAUCAAUGGGGAACCCCAAGGUUUCUUUGCCAUGUCAAGAGGAGUAAAACAAGGCAAUCCCCUCUCCCUGUUAGAAUAAGUGACCAACGCUAGAGGGGGGGUGAAUAGCGUUUGAUCGUAGAAAUCGCAGGAAUAAAAAAAUUAAGAACGUGAAAAGUAAAGAGCGUAGAAAGCGUAAAGGGAGCACACCAAGAUUUAUACUGGUUCACCACAACGUGUGGCUAAUCCAGUCUCCCGAGAGACUCUCUCGAGCUACACUACUUCCGUUAAGCUUACGGGUGCUUAACAAACCGUUACAACCUGAGAACUCGAGUCCCACGAGCCUCAACAACCUUGCUCGGAGAUACCGCACUCCAAGACUUCAACCCG
Molecule: messenger RNA, 4060 nt
Organism: Cuscuta campestris
Lineage: Eukaryota; Viridiplantae; Streptophyta; Magnoliopsida; Solanales; Convolvulaceae
Source: the annotation of a GenBank genome assembly